AUGGAUAUUUGUUUCGGUGUAGGGAGAUUCGGGCAUUUCCAAGCAUCAAUUGUUGACAUGAAGCUAUUCUAUCUCGCAAGGGUCUCUGCAGUACUUUGGUUCCUGACACCCAUAGUAGCACUCCUCAAUGGGACGGUUCUUUACUUUGAGACUCCAGCCAUAUAUCCGAUAUUUGAAACUAUUCACGGACCAUCCCAGUUCAACAUUACAGUCCGUAUUCGAGGGUUUGAAGAGACCCUUGCCUUUGUGGUGCAAGACAACCUUGAUAUCACAAAAGCAGACAGCCGCGCACAGUAUGUGGAUAUUGGUGGUAAUGUCAGGGACCUUAAGCCAUUGAUCGACUCGACAUACCAGAUAACCAAGGGCUCUGUAUGGGUCAAAUCCAACGCUCGCCAGUCAUGGGAAAGUGUUGGAUGGGCUCGAUUUGCUGUGUUUCAAGAUGAGGAGUCACCAUUAUUUGAGGGAACGUUCACAUUGAGUUCACAAGAGUAUCAGGUUCGUGUCCAGCCGUCUGAGGGUUCUGCGCAUAAGAACCAGCUUGUUGCGUAUCAGACCUCUGAUUCAGAAACCUCGAGCACCGAAUUUCCGAUGGGAGAUAUGCUCUGUACGUCAACGACGCAAUCUAUGCUUCAAAGACGUCAAUCCUGGGAUGAGAGCAGCUUGACAGACACCAUUGGUGACACCUCCGGCUGUCCAUCUACCAGACAAGUUGCACAUAUUGGCGUUGCUACCGACUGCUCGUAUACGGCCAAUUUUGAUUCAGCGGAGGCCGCGCAUCGGAAUAUUCUCAAUGUUGUCAACACUGCCUCGGUAGUUUUUGAAAACAGCUUCAAUAUUAUGCUUGGACUACGCAACCUAACCAUCAGCGACGCAUCUUGCCCCAACAAUCCAUCUGAUACCACAGCGUGGAACUCACCAUGCUCUCACGGUGACCUAAACUGGCGACUACGGCAAUUCUCCUCGUGGCGCGGCACUAUUGAUGAUAGCAACGCAUACUGGACGUUGUUAACCGGAUGCCCCAAUCCCCAGGGAGAAGUCGGCGUGUCCUGGGUGGGAGCGUUAUGCAAUACAGGCUCGUCGAACUCCUACUGGUCUCAGUCCGGUGUGGGGGCCAACAUUGUAGGACGUACUUCGACAGAGUGGCAGGUAUUUGCCCAUGAGUCGGCCCACACAUUUGGGGCUAUCCACGACUGUGAUUCCAGCGCGUGCACAAGCGGACUUGAUCGAAGCUCCGGAUGCUGCCCGUUGUCUGACUCCACAUGUGACGCCGGGGGCCAGUACAUCAUGAAUCCAGCCUCGCGAAUGGGAAUGACACGUUUCUCUCCUUGCACUAUUGGGAACGUUUGUUCUGGACUCCGCUCGGGCCGUAUCAACACACGUUGUCUUGUAGAUUCUGUUGGUCAAAGUGAAAAUGGCAACAACAGCAGCAGCUAUUGCGGAAACGGGAUUGUUGAAGCCGGGGAAGCGUGCGAUUGUGGCCAAAACGCCUGUAGCAGCAUCGACCGGCAGUGCUGUGAUUCCAUGACUUGCCAGUGGAUGGGAGGAGAGCAAUGUAGUCGGAAUGUGCCUGGUGGAGGCGGUGGUAAUGCGGGUAGGAGAACAGAGACUGCCGAUGCCGGGGACGUCUCGACGUGGGUGCAAAAUCACCUCCGGCUGGUCAUCGGUUUAUCUGCUGGAAUUGGUGGCGCAAUUGUGCUGGCGGUAGUAUUGGCCAUUAUAAUAUGCUGCUGGCGACGCCAUAAGUCUCGGGGCAAGCUAGAUGAGAGUAGCCUCCCAACUAGAGACCAGGGUUAA
Messenger RNA from Aspergillus terreus NIH2624, 1794 nucleotides. RefSeq lists its product as uncharacterized. Bases 1 to 1794 code for a protein of 597 amino acids. The record is from RefSeq and is a predicted model, not a curated record. The transcript is spliced from 4 exons. Gene Ontology annotation, molecular function: metalloendopeptidase activity. Gene Ontology annotation, biological process: proteolysis. Lineage: Eukaryota; Fungi; Ascomycota; Eurotiomycetes; Eurotiales; Aspergillaceae.